This is a messenger RNA of Vitis vinifera (wine grape), 5093 nucleotides long. RefSeq names its product scarecrow-like protein 1. The coding region runs from base 3140 to 4837 and encodes 565 amino acids. The transcript is spliced from 2 exons. Gene Ontology annotation, cellular component: nucleus. The record is from RefSeq and is a predicted model, not a curated record. Gene Ontology annotation, biological process: regulation of DNA-templated transcription. NCBI's taxonomy places the organism in Eukaryota, Viridiplantae, Streptophyta, Magnoliopsida, Vitales, Vitaceae. Gene Ontology annotation, molecular function: sequence-specific DNA binding; DNA-binding transcription factor activity.
UUCUUGAAUUUUUCCCAUUCUGCCAUGCCUAAUCCCACUACUUCUCUUAUCAUUGGUUUUCUCCCAAUUAUUCAUUUCCCACUUCCAACCUUGGAAAUUGCUGCCUUCUUCUCUCUUCCAUUGCCCACAGGCUAAGCUCUCUUUCUUUCGCCUGAUGACUCCAUUGCCCCUCUCUUCCCUGCAAUUCCCUGCUUAGCCAGUCGACGGUUGGAGGAUUCAUCCGUCUUUUCACAUCUACACGUGUUUGACCAAUGCACUACACGUAAAGAUUGAUGGAGGACCUGAAAACCUUUGACUUUUUCAUCAUAUGUCAUGAUUCUUUGCUGGAAAAUUCGCUGCCUUAUUCAAUUAUAUGUUUGUCACACACGUCACCUUUGCAUCAUGAAAUAUCUACCGAGUUUCACCCUUGCCAUACACAUGUCCUAAAUCGGAUGGUGUUGUGUUUUGCUUUUUUGGCAAUCCGCAGAUUGGAUGGUCAGGAUGGAGUGAUGAAAGAAGGUAUGGGUGUGUUUGGUGCAUUGGGAGCACACCACAUGAGCAGAGGCCAUGGGUGAUGGCACCGUCAACAACUUCAGUCAGACAAGCUGGUAUAAAGAUUCUGACAAACAGAAAAAAAUGAAGAAAAAGUGAAAAACAUAAUUUGCAAAGGUUGAAGGAAGGAGUUGUGAAAUUUCUCUCGAAGGAAAAAGAACAUUGGGUUAUAAAUACUGAUUUCAUCUCUGUUGCUUCCUGUUGAGGUCUUGCUCCUGCUUCAGGUAUAUGUUGUUUCUUACCCUUGUUUCUUAUGAGCUUAAUUGCCAUCUAUUUUCUAUUUACUUGGUCAUAGAUCUCUCCUUCUGAGGAGAUGAUUCUGUUUGCUCCAACCUCAAUUUGUAAUUUUUGGCUUUUCUGAUAAUUUUUUUUCUUCUGUUGUUUUUAAAUUGUUGUGGCCUGUGUGAGGGAGAAAGAAAUAUGUUUUUUGACUGAUAUUUUUGUGACUUCAGAUAGCUUUUUAAUCAGUUUUCUUUGUAACUUGACUUGUAAACUUUUCUGCAAUCCUGUUGGUCUUUCAGUUUUUGUAUAAUCAUGGUUUGUUUUUUCCUUUUUUGUUGGUGGGUGGGGGGGAGGUAGGCUGAAGAGAGAUCUUUCUCUUAAGAUGAUGUUGGCUACUUUCCCAUAUUCACUUAAUUUCAAAAUUGAUUUUUAUCAUAACCCAUCACAAGUUGUAAUCUGACUGCUAUUUUAAAGGGGAAUUUGAAGCUUGAAGGUUUUAUCUUCUUCUUGGCCUCAAUUGGUAUCUGAGGGAUGCCCUUCAUACAUAAAUUGAAACACUCUCAACUAGGACUUGAAAAUCAUACCAUUCCAAUAUUUUAGUUUGUACUCUAUAAUCUCCAUAGAUUCUGAGAUGAAUGUUGUCUGCCUAUAUACUUCUUGAUGGGCGUCAAGUUGAUGGUGAUGGAACAAGUGUAUUUCAUUUGCAGACAUGACUCCAUUAUGCUGAGGAAAAAUGUCUGAUGACCCCAAAAAAGCUUUUUGAUAAUUUAAUCUUAGAAUGUGACCUCUUUUUGGUUUUCCCAAGAUAACUAGGACCAGAAUAUUGUGAAAUCAGAGUUUUUUUGUUGUGCAUCAGCGAGAACUUCUUUCCUAUGCUUUGUGGGACUGUAUUUGAGUUGAUAUAGUACCAAUCCAGGAUGACUAAAGAGUUGAUUCCAAGUUAGGUAACCUCUGGAAUUGUAUGGUGCAAAUUAUUUGAAUGUGUCCUGGUAAAUUAUGAUUUGAUUUUGCUGACAAAAAUGCCAUAAUAUUGAAAACAUUGAAUACUUUAUGCUGAUUCAUUUUAAAAUAACAGUAAAAAUGCAUGUCAUGAGAAUUAAUUGCUAGUUUUUUGAAGCAUGGGGAAAAUUUUGUAAUUUCAGUGUUCAAUUUAGUGGCCAAGAAGCAGGAAAAGAACAGGAAAAAAUUGGAUCUUUGAACUAUUAGGGUACCAAAUAUCCAAAAAAAAAAAUUUGUAAUAAUGUUGAAGACGAGGGUUUAGCUUGAAUACCCCUUUUCUUGAUUAAACAAUGAUGGGAAAACAAAAGUUUACCUUCAGAGAUUUUUGUUCAUCACACACCCUCUCAUAAUCUGUUUAGGUGUUGCUUAUUUUGCUUCAAAUGGUGAUUCUGAAUUGGCAUUUUUAUUUUCACAGCCAGAUAAUCAUGGUACUGACAAUCACAAAUUAUUUUCCUAUGUGUUAAUUGUUCUUCAUCCAUAUAAUAACCUUUCCUAUUCUCUUAAACUUCUUCCAUGAGACUGAAGUAAUUUGGAAAGGGAAAUUUCUGAUACCAAUGUUGAGCUCCCUCUGAAUUUUUUCUUCGAUCUCCAUAUGAAACCUUUUAGAUUGUCAUCUUUUAACCCAGGAUGAUAUGUUUGGUCAAGCUGAAGUCUACCUAGGAUAUAAAAUAUUCAUAAUAUCAUAUAAAAUAAAAUAAAAAAGGUUAUAUUUAUCUCAAGCCCUUGAGGCCUGGCUCAAGUGGUAAAGAGAUGGGGAGGGUUUGUGGGAAAUUCCAGGUUCAAGUCCCAAUGAGGACAAAAAUUUACCUAUAAAUAGUAAUAAUAAUAAUAUCCAAUCAAAAAAUAAUAAUAAUAAUAAUAAUAAUAAUUAUAAUAAUAAUAUUGUCAAAAAAAUAUAAGGCUUAUGGAAGACAAGGCUUGGUAAUAGAAGGAUGGGAAACGGUCAUAACUCUAGAAGGAGAGAAACCUCAUUUGCAGAGAGUUGAAGUUUUGGCAUGGAAAACAGAGAUGCUAAAAUAACUCUAAUAAAUUUGAUGGGAUGGAAUACCAGUUAUCUGUACAUUAUGUUAUAAGGUUAAAGCUAGUUCUCAUCCAUCAACCUUCCAAAACAUAUCUUGAGUUGAUUAUGAUUUGCUGAACUAUCUUGUUCCUCCAUUGUUUUGUUUGGUCGAAUGCAGGCAUCCUUGACAUUUCGGGGAGAUUUCUAUUGAGAAUUUGCAGCAUCAGGUGCUUAUUUAGUGCUUCUUCUCGGCAAAGGAAACACAUUUGUUCUUAAGUUGCAGUUUACCGGGUUUAGCAGAAAUUUCACAUCAGGCACUAGUGACAGAGGACUCUAAUUCUAGAGGCAACCAGUUUCCCUUGAAAACUGAGUGAUUAAAAGAAAACCAUGUCUUUAGUUAGAUCUGCAGAGCUAUCUGCUAAAGCUUAUGGUAAUCCCAACCUCUAUUCAUUCAAGGGAAGCAGUACGGGCCCUGGCUUUUCUACUCAAAUAUUCCGCUCUGAUAAGCGGAAUAUCGUGUACAUGACUGAAUCUUACUGUGGUGAGAGUAAUGAUCCAAAGUACUUAGUUGACUCUCCAACAGAAGAACUGAUACACCCACCUAGUUCUGGCAUUUCAGGAAGGCCAUUUCACCCACAGGGUACCGCUUCUUACCAGCUCAUAGCUGAUUCUGUUUCCUCCAUGACUCCUGAAGGCUCAUUUUUUGAGUCAGACUACUUGGAGUGUGAAAGCCCAGAUCAAAUCAAUUACAAUGAAGACAAGAUGAGAUUGAAGCUUCAAGAAUUGGAGAGAGCCCUUCUUGAUGAUAAUGAUGAUGAUGAUGAUCAAAGCAUGGAGAUUGAUGCUGAUUGGGCUGAUCCGAUUGGGAAUGAACUCCUCCAUGACUCACCCAAGGAGUCUUCAUCCUCAGAUUCUAACCUAAGUAGCAUCAGCAGCAACAAAGAAGUAUCACUAAUACCUACUCGGACCACCAAGCAGUUGCUUUUUGAUUGUGCUGCUGCACUUGCAGAAGGAAACAUUGAUGGAGCAUCAGCCAUGAUAAGUGAACUCCGGCAGAAAGUCUCAAUCCAAGGAGAUCCUCCACAGAGGAUUGCAGCCUACAUGGUGGAAGGUCUUGCAGCUCGCAUGGCUUCCUCUGGAAAAUGCCUCUAUAAAGCUCUGAAAUGCAAAGAGCCCCCAUCUUUGGACCGGCUCUCAGCUAUGCAGAUCCUCUUUGAGGUAUGCCCAUGUUUUAGAUUUGGACUUACAGCAGCUAAUGGUGCAAUCACAGAGACAUUUAAAGAUGAGAAGAGAGUUCAUAUAGUAGAUUUUGAAAUAAACCAAGGGAGUCAAUAUAUAUUGCUGUUACAAUCGCUUGCAGAACAGGCAGGUAAAAAGCCCCACAUUAGGUUAACUGGAGUGGACGACCCCGACUCAAUCCAGCGUGCUGUAGGGGGCCUAAAAGUCAUUGGGCAGAGGCUUGAGAAUCUAGCAGAAGAUCUCAAUUUGUCAUUUGAAUUUCAAGCAGUGGCUUCAAAGACUUCAAAUGUCACUCCGGGAAUGCUCAACUGUAAGCCUGGAGAAGCACUGGUAGUAAACUUUGCUUUCCAGCUGCACCACAUGCCUGAUGAGAGCGUCUCAACAGUAAACCAGCGAGAUCAGCUUCUCCGGAUGGUUAAGAGCUUGAACCCAAAACUUGUGACUAUUGUUGAACAAGACAUGCACACAAACACAGCCCCUUUUUUCCCGAGAUUUGUCGAAGCCUACAACUACUACUCAUCUAUGUUCGACUCUCUUGAUGCAACUCUCCCCAGGGGCAGCCAGGACAGAGUGAAUGUUGAAAGACAGUGCCUGGCACGGGACAUAGUUAACAUUGUAGCAUGUGAGGGUGAAGAAAGAGUAGAACGGUACGAGGCUGCAGGGAAAUGGAGGGCAAGGAUGAUGAUGGCUGGUUUCACUUCAUGUCCAAUGAGUCAGAAUGUGAGUGAUACAGUCCGGAAACUCAUAAGGGAAUACAGUGAAAGGUACACAGCAAAGGAGGAAAUGGGUGCUCUCCAUUUUGGGUGGGAAGAUAAGAGCUUGAUUUUUGCUUCAGCAUGGAGGUGACUGGUGUCUAGAUUAUUCAGUUGCAGAUAUCGCUACAGCAUCUGGCUUGCCUAGGUAUUGUUUUGGCUGCGUAUGAACUAUAUUUCUAUGUAGGAUCAGUAUAUAUUGCGUUGCCACUUUAUUUAACGUAGAAUUAGGAUAUAAGGAGAUGUCUGAUCUAAGUCACUUGACAAUGAAAUUGUAUGAAGUCUAAUGCUUAUAGGACUGCAGAUGAAAAAAUAUAUGAACUGAGUUGUAACGGCCAUUGAUUAGUUUA